Molecule: messenger RNA, 1939 nt
Organism: Trematosphaeria pertusa
Lineage: Eukaryota; Fungi; Ascomycota; Dothideomycetes; Pleosporales; Trematosphaeriaceae
Product: MFS general substrate transporter
Exons: 9
Coding region: 52-1761 (569 amino acids)
Biological process (GO): basic amino acid transport; transmembrane transport
Cellular component (GO): fungal-type vacuole membrane
Molecular function (GO): basic amino acid transmembrane transporter activity
Source: RefSeq, a predicted model, not a curated record
UUUCUCUGCGCUGGCCUCAUUGUUCUACUCACACCACCCACACUUGCAAUAAUGACAGACCAUGGCAUCGAAAGUACUGAACGUACUCCUCUACUGUCCAGUCUAGACGCAGUCCUACCUCAAGGCAGCACAAUCGUGCCCUCGGAGGAUGACUCAACCUCAGCAUCGGAUGAUCGACCGAGCACGGCACAAUCGAAGCGUUCGCACGACGAAGAGACAGGACCGCAGUCAACAUCUCCCACCCGUCCUUCAUCGGCUUCAAUUCUUCGUAUUGUACUGGUGCUUUUGAUCGGCGUCUUUAUCUCGAACGCCGAUGGCUCGCUCCUCAUGGCGACGCAUCCUAUAAUUGCUUCAGAGUUCUAUGCUUUGCAUGAUUCCACUUGGCUCUUGACUAGCUUUGGCCUCGCAGCUGCGGCUGUGCAGCCUCUUUAUGGAAAAUUGAGUGACAUAUACGGUCGCAAGUCGCUUCUGCUGUUGGCGUACACGCUAUUUGGGCUGGGAUGCGCGUUAGUGGGCGCUGGAAAUUCGAUGUCGCACCUUAUCGUCGGGCGAGUGAUCUCCGGUCUAGGAGCUUGCGGCAUGACUACACUGGUUUCCAUACUUCUCACAGAUCUGGUACCCCUUCGCGAAGUAGCCUCCUGGCGCUCGUACGUCAACGUCGCUGCUACAACAGGUCGCAGCAUCGGAGGUCCGCUAGGGGGCUGGCUUGCCGAUACUGUUGGAUGGCGAUGGUCCUUCCUCGGCCAAGCUCCCCUUGCCGGCAUUGCUUUGAUACUCAUCUCGAUUACCCUGCCAUCGCGCGUCCGAUCCGACCAAGAUAAUAAGCGCAAAGGCAGCAAGCUGGCGCGGGUCGACUUCCUCGGCGGAUUCUUCAUGACUCUGUGUAUUCUAGGAUUCCUGUUUCCGCUGGAAAUCGGAGGCGACCGAAUACCCUGGAACCAUCCUCUUAUCUUUGGCUUGUUCGGCGGAGCUUGCGCGUUUGGUUUGCUGUUUCUGGCGACGGAAGCAUCGUUCGCAAAGGAGCCGAUCAUACCGAUCGUUGUCUUGUGGAAUCGCGAGGUCGUGGCAUCGUCUUUCGUUAUGAUCUGCUCGGCUGGAGCUCAGGUUGGGUUGAUGAUCGCGAUUCCGCUCUACUUCAAAGUCACAGCGAAAGCUUCCAACACAAUAGCUGGCGCCCACCUCUUUCCUGCCGUAGCUGGUAACGCCAUAGGUGGCGUUCUGUCCGGAGUGAUUAUCAAGCGUACCGGGGCCUACAAGUCUCCCACUCUUUUCGCUAUAGCCUUCGCCUCAGUCGGCUAUCUCCUUCUUAUCCUCCGCUGGCACGGCGACACCAACUGGCUCGAAUCUCUGUACAUAGUACCCGGCGGCUUCGCGAUGGGUGUCCUGGGUUCCACACUUUUUAUCGGCGUGCAAGCAGCUAUUGAUCCUGCUCAUGCUGCGGUUGCUGCGUCCACGAUCUACCUAGCAAGCAGUGUGGGAAUGCUUGCUGGUAUGGCGGGUACGAGUGCUGUAUUGCAGGGUGCGCUGAGGCGAGGGCUUGACAGACGACUUGAUGAUAUGGGUUUUGGCGAGCACAGGAAGUGGAAGAUCAUUGAGCAUGCGGUCUCGGAUGUGUCUUAUGCUGAUCACGCGAAACCUACCGUGGCAAAAGUCAUUGUUGGAUCAUAUGCGGAAGCACUGACUUGGACACAUGUUCUCUCGUUGUCAUUCUCGCUCACAGCUUUCUUCGGAAGCUUGUUUCUUCGACAGCAUAAAUUGUAGGAGCCAAAACGGCGUCGAUAGAUAUGUAGAACCCACGAGAUCGUGGGUGAGGUCUCGGAAAAAGCUUGCGACAGAGUCCUUCUUAGAUCUUGGAUCACUGUAACGGGAAGUUCGGCCAUCUUAGAAGAAGUACGGCGAAGGGCGGUGAUUGAAUGGCGUCGAUGGUGCGCUUCUUCCU